Phyllopteryx taeniolatus (common seadragon) is the source of this 4576-nucleotide messenger RNA. RefSeq names its product alpha-2-macroglobulin-like. The record is from RefSeq and is a predicted model, not a curated record. The transcript is spliced from 36 exons. NCBI's taxonomy places the organism in Eukaryota, Metazoa, Chordata, Actinopteri, Syngnathiformes, Syngnathidae. Bases 88 to 4437 code for a protein of 1449 amino acids. Gene Ontology annotation, cellular component: extracellular region. Gene Ontology annotation, molecular function: endopeptidase inhibitor activity.
AUCUGUUUGUGUGCAACACAGGGGUGGAUCUUUUGUUAUCAGUGCCUAUUUAGCAGAUGCAGACACUGAGGCUCUUCUCAGUCAAUCAUGGGUGGUGUCAGAAAUCAAUCAUGGAGGUUGACAUGGUGUGUCAUCUUCAGCUGGAUGUGCGCGAGUUGGACAGAGGCAAGACCAAGUUACCUGGUGGGAAUUCCUGCAGUUCUGGAUGCUGGAGCUGAAACACAUUUCUGUGCAAGCCUGCUGCACCCCAACGAGACGCUGACAAUGACUGUCUUUUUGAACUCUAAAGAGCAAAAUAUCACCGUAUUCAAAGAUGCAUCCAGCAAAGACUUUCAUAAGUGCCUCAAGUUUAAGGUCCCUGUUCCUGAAAGCAAUGAUGAGGUGCAGCAUAUGGUUGUGGAGGUACGAGGUGCAACAUUUUAUUCAAGAGAGGUCAGAAAAGUCAUGAUCAAAGUGUACAAACCGACGACUUUCAUCCAAACCGACAAACCCAUCUACCUCCCAGGACAAACUGUGCAAUUCAGAGUUGUUUCCCUGGACACAAAGUUCAGACCAGUCUUUCAAAUGUACGACACCAUUGAAAUUCAGAAUCCUAGCAGCACCCGAAUUGGACAGUGGCUCAACAAAACAUCCAGCAGUAAAAUAUUGCAGCAGUCUUACUCCUUGAACUCUGAGGCACGGCAGGGAGUCUACCAAAUUAUUGUGUCAAUUGACGAAUUAAGAAUAUAUCACAGCUUCAAGGUUGAGAAAUAUGUUUUGCCCAAAUUUGAUGUGAAAAUAAAUGGACCCGACACAGUGACUAUUGUAAAGGAUGACUUCACCAUUGAAGUAUGUUCAAAGUACACAUAUGGACAGCCUGUGCCUGGUAGUGCCAAACUUAAGGUGUGUCGACCGAUCCAGUCGUAUCUUUAUUCCACUGACAACCCAGACGAGGCCCCUGUAGUUUCUCCUCCAUGCUACGAGGAUACAAAAAAGACAAAUAAGACUGGCUGCGUCACCUUCAUUAUGAAGUUAUCCACUUUCACAAAAAUUGACCAAAAGGCAGUACAAGAUGUACUGGAAGUCAAUGCUGAGCUGGAAGAAGAGGGCACAGGUAUUUCUCACUUUCAACACAAAGGAAUACAAAUUGUAUAUGUAAUUGGAACGCUGUCAUUUGAGGACACGCCUAAGAUUUAUGAGGAAGCGUCAAAACUGGAGGGAAAGGUUAAAGCAGUUCACUACAACAAUACUCCUAUUGGUAACAUGGACCUGUACCUGCUGGAGGGUGAAAUUUGGCCAGCACGUCUCCGACAGAACCUCACAACUGACCUAGAGGGCUUUGCUCGAUUCUCACUAAGCACUGCGCACCAUUCAGAGAAAAUUCACCUAUUCGUUAGUGCCUCACCAAACCUGGACUACGGAUAUAGAAUCCCAUUCUACAAGACUGGAGAGCACAUAGUUUCCCCGGUUCAAAAACCUUCUCUUGAUACAAAGACUGCCAGCUACCUUGUGUUGAAGAAUAAGGAUGUGCCAAUUCCUUGCGACAAAGAUGAAGACAUCACCAUCCAGUAUGCUGUAGCUGGAGAGUCUCAGGGGUUUGCCGAUCUUAUGUAUCUGGUCCUAGCCAGAGGAGCCAUCGUUUUUCAAGGAGCUAAACAGAUUGCUGUUGAAGAUAAAUCAGUGACUGAGGGCGAGGUGACUUUCCAGUUGAAAGUUUCUCCAGAGAUGGCACCAGAGGUCCAGAUAGUUGCAUAUGCUGUGCUUCCAAGUGCAACAGUGGUUGCCAACAGUGCACACUACACCACUGAGAAAUGCUUCAGUAACAAAGUGUCUCUGGAGUUUUGUCCAUCUUCAGCAGUCCCAGGCGAACAAACCACUUUGCAAGUGACGAGCCAGCCAAACGCUCUUUGUGGUGUGAGCGCUAUUGACCAGAGUGUCCUCAUUAAAGAGCCCGGAAAAACCUUAGAUGCAGAUAAGAUAUUUGGGUUGCUGCCUGUCACCAAAGCAACACAUAUUCCAUACAAAGUUGAAGACCCAGUGGAAUGUUUACGUGUCAGACCUAAAAGAUCUAUUUUGCCAUACCCUGGGCGUAACAUCGAUGAUCCUUAUACUGUUUUCCAGCGUAAUGGACUAAAGAUGGCAACAAAUUUGUAUAUCAGAGUGCCAUCAUGCCUGAAGUAUUUGGGAAGAGACUACCAUCACAGUCCCUAUGGUAUUGCUUUAAGAUAUGAAACCGUAGAUGCGAUGGAAGCUCCUCCUGCUUUUGGUAUUAGGAGAGGUGGUAUGGGCUCUGCCGCCCCAAUUCAGACAAUCCGCAAUUUCUUUCCAGAGACUUGGCUGUGGGACCUGGUGGAAGUCGGAAAUUCUGGCAUGAUGGAUGUGUCCCUAACUGCUCCUGACACCAUCACCACAUGGGAGACGGAGGCUUUCUGCCUGUCCUCUCAGGGUUUUGGCUUGGCCCCUCGUCAAAAGUUAACAGUCUUCCAGCCUUUCUUCCUAGAACUCACUCUUCCUUACUCCAUCAAACGUGGGGAACACUUUGAGCUGAAAGCCACCACCUUCAACUUCCUGUCCAAAUGCAUCAUGGUCAGUGUGAAUCCAACUCAUUCCUCGGAUUAUAUCCUCACCCCACUUUCUGGUGACCAGUACAGUACCUGCCUAUGUGGCAAUGAGCGCAAGACCUUCAGAUGGACUAUGGCCCCCUCAACAUUAGGGGUUGUCAAUGUGACUGUGGCUGCUGAAGCUGUGCCGUCCCAUGCUGCUUGUGAUAAUGAGAUUGUGAGUGUUCCAGAAAGAGGUCGUAUCGAUGUGGUCACACGACUUCUCAUUGUGAAGGCUGAGGGAACAGAGAUGACAAAGACUCACAAUUGGCUGUUCUGCCCUAAAGGAGGCAGUCUGAAGGAGGAAACUGAAAUAAUGCUCCCUGUGAAUGUGAUUAACGGCUCAGCACGUGGUCUAUUAUCUGUCCUGGGUGACAUUUUAGGCCGGGCUUUGAAGAACAUUGAUGGCCUGUUGAGGAUGCCCUAUGGCUGUGGGGAGCAGAACAUGGUGCUGUUCACCCCAAACGUUUACAUCCUGCAGUACCUCAAAGACACACAGCAGCUGACACCAGCUAUUGAGAAAAAGACUCUCCAGUUCCUGACCAGUGGCUACCAGAGACAACUUAACUACAUGCAUCCCAGUGGUGGAUAUAGCACUUUUGGAACUGGUGUGGAGAAUACUUGGUUGACUGCUUUUGUGAUGAGAUCAUUUGCCAAAGCAAAGGCUUUUAUUUACAUUGACCCUUCCAAUAUUGAAGAUUCCACGACUUGGCUGGAAAGCAAGCAAAAAGAAAAUGGUUGCUUCCAAAUUUCUGGAAAACUUUUUAAUAAGGGAAUAAAGGGUGGUGUUUCUGAUGAAGUGACUCUGAGCGCUUACAUCACUGCUGCCUUUUUGGAGAUGGGUAGAUCAGUUAAUGAUGCCACGGUGACCCAGAGCCUGGCUUGCUUGAAGGAGUCCAUCAAUGACCGCAGCAACACUUACACAACAGCUCUGCUGGCCUAUGUCUUUACCUUGGCUGAAGAUAAGGAGACCCGUGCUCAGCUUCUGCAGCACUUGGACAACAUUAAGAUACAAGAAGAUGGUUUCAUUCACUGGUCCCAGAAGUCAUCAGAGACCUCACAAUCUCUGUCUGUGGAGAUCACCUCCUAUGUGCUCCUGGCCAAACUUGGCAGCUCUCCGACCGUUGAAGACCUGGGUUAUGCCUCCGGCAUCGUCAGAUGGCUGACGACCCAACAGAACUAUUAUGGAGGCUUUGCUUCUACUCAGGACACUGUGGUGGCCCUUCAGGCUCUGUCUCUUUACUCCACUCUGGUAUUCAGUCCAGCGGGUUCCAGCACAGUGACUGUAUCAUCUCCCAGUGGCCAGAAGAUGUUUGACAUCAACCAGAAUAACAAACUGCUCUACCAGGAAGAGGUGCUGAAGGAUGUUAAAGGGAAGUACAAUGUGGAGGUGAAGGGGUCUGCAUGUGCUUCAGUGCAGCUGACUCUUCUCUACAACAUCCCAACACCCACUGAGGUCACUACUCUCAGUGUCACAGUGCAGACUGAGGCUAACUGCAGCAGCCCAUCUGGCAGACCUAAACUCAACUUGAAGCUGAAAUCGCUAUACAGUGGGAAGGAAAGCAGUACAAACAUGGUGAUCCUGGAAAUCAAUUUGCUGUCUGGGUUCCAAGUAGACCAAAAGUCUUUCCAGAAACUCAAAGGCGCUAUCCUGGUUGAUCGUGUUGAACAGAAGGAAGAUAGCGUGCUUGUGUAUUUGGAGGAGCUACCAAAGGACAUGGCAAUAAACCACAGCCUGGAGCUGAUACAGGAAAUCCCAGUGCAGGACCUGAAACCAGCUGUGGUCAAGAUCUAUGACUAUUACCAGCCAAGUGACCAGGCUGAGACGACUUACAAUUUUGAUUGUAAAACAGCUUGAAGCACAGCCAGUGUUGGGUUAAUCACUGAUUUGCUGUUAAAUGAGUCUGCUUUGAUUAAAAGCUAUGAAAACCACAAUGUCUUAACUUUAAAUCUUUAGCUGUGAAGUACAACUGAAAUAAAGCUAUCUAAAAGUGCAA